Messenger RNA from Sungouiella intermedia, 465 nucleotides. The record is from the annotation of a GenBank genome assembly. NCBI's taxonomy places the organism in Eukaryota, Fungi, Ascomycota, Pichiomycetes, Serinales, Metschnikowiaceae.
AUGUCCAAUCCAUACUCAUACAACUCUUACCAGCAGUACUCUCCCUCUAUGGGAGAUGGCCAGUUGAGCAACACGCUGCCCAGCUUCCAUCAUUUGCAGUAUUUGGGAGGAGCUUCAGGAAGCUCCGGCUCGUCUACUUCCUCGACAUCCUCGUCCUUAUCCAACUACUCCUUGCACAACCCCCGCAUGCGUUACUACUUGUCCAAGUCGUUUGACGCCGAGGACGACCUUGAGUUCUGUCCAGACAUUCCUGAGUCGGUGCCGCUCAACUCGAGUCCAACCUUCAAGAAGUUCAACCCAUACACAGCAUCGGUAUUCUCACCCACAGCCACCCAAGGUGACCAGCCUAUGUCGAACCCUUCUUCACCUAGAGUGCUUACUCCCAGAAUCAAGAAGCCUAUCGACAUUGUGAAUCCCCAUACGAAAGCUCGUAUUGGCACAAGUUCUCCCGCAGUCUCAAAGUAG